AUGAAUACGAAGCACGAGGCGCACGAAGUGCUGCGCUACUGGUUCGGCAGCGAUCAAGCUGAGUCGUACCAGACUAAAUGGUUUCCUUCGGAUGGAUCUGACAAACAGAAGGCUACGGAUAGUGAAAUUAAAGCGCAAUUUCGCUCAUUACUUGGUCGAGCAGAGACUGGAGAACUUGAGAGCUGGCGUGACACAAGUCCUGACACUUGUGUCGCACUUAUACUGGUGUUGGACCAGUUUUCGCGCCAUGUAUAUCGAGAUCGUAGUAUUGCUACAAAUAGAGAGCAACUAGCGCGUAAUGAUAUUCAUGCUCUUGCAAUUGUGGAGCAGAAUUUACUCUUCAAGUGUUGGCACAAGAAUUUGCCUGUACCACACUUUGUUUUCGCUCUAAUGCCGCUGCGUCACUCUCCAACACCCGAGCGACUACAUGAUGUUCUUGCAUCGAUUGAAGCGAGAAAUCAGUUGCAUGAGCAGCACAAAGACUUAUUAAAUAAAUUUCGACGCACUACGACCGGGAGACUACAACAUUUAAGGGGAGACUUCGAGAUCGAAUCGACCAAAGUCCCAGAUGAUGAUAUUCUAGAACGAUCAUAUAUCGAAACAGACGAGAGUGAGAUGCAUAAGCAUCGACUAUAUCGUAUUGUAGACAACUAUUUGACGCUGAUGAAAGCUUCUGAGUACACCCACUUAGCAGUUUCGUUAUCUGGAGGUGUAGACUCAAUGGUUGUGGCGUAUUUAAUGCACAAACUGAAAGUUAAACACGGAGACUUUACAAUUGUAGCCGUACAUCUUGAUUACGGUAAUCGUCCUGAAAGUAAAGCUGAAUGUGACUAUGUGCAGCGUUGGUGUGAACGAUUCGGCAUGAUCUUCUAUAAGCGUCGAAUUGAUGAAGUAAAACGAGCGACCACACGACGUGAUGAUUAUGAAAGGAUAUCACGAACGAUACGGUACUCAACGUAUGCGGAGGUGAUGAAAAAAUACCAAAUUCCGGGUAUUUGUUUUGGUCACCAUCGAGGCGAUGUCCAAGAGAACGUCAUUUCAAACAUGAUGAAAGGACUUAGCUUGUUCAAUCUGAACGGCAUGCAUGCAAGCAGUAUUGUGAAUGGAGUACAAAUCUGGCGUCCGCUACUAGACGUCGAUAAGGACGUUAUCUUUGAAUAUGCACAUCGAUACGGUGUUCCUUAUUUCAAGGACACGACACCAAAGUGGAGUACGCGUGGUAAAUUACGAAACCAUUUGGUACCCCUUCUUCGAGACAUGUACGGUGACGGAUUUCUUAAUAAUUUGUCGGCUCUAGGCGCCGAGUCAACGCAGUGCGCUGAGGUCGUGCAUCAACAGGUUUUAUCUCCAAUCAUGAAUUCAGUCAAACAGAGUCAAGUGGCGGUGUGGCUUGAUUGUGGACUAUUAUCAGACCAGCCUUUGUUUGUAUGCAAGGAAGUUUUUCGUCAAGUGUGCCACUCACUGAUGGGUAACAGUAUGAUUCGUGAAAAGCCACUACUUGAGCUCAUUGACAAAUUGAAUCGCAUGCAAAAUCCUUUGAGUCGCAAGAUUAAGCACAAGAACAAAGAAGCUGAAUUGGGGUCUUGGGUUACACUUAAGAAAGGGAAUCGAUCAUAUUUGACAAAAGACAAGCAACUGAUCAUCUUUCGAGACCAAUUCUUUCCUCAAACUCGGUAUAUUGCUCAUUCAUUCCCCAUCCACGUCGGCAAGUCGUAUCAAUUUGGACCAUGGAAGUUACAAACACAGUUGCUGGAUGGUGAUCACACAACAGUUCAGACUUUGAGCAAGCGUGAUCCUUGGACCAUCUGGGAUCUCGUACAUGCAAAUGGCAUCUCUUACGUGCUUCUAAACGCACCGCAAUUUGUGAUUAACUGUAACUCACGUCCUGAUAUGCUGCGACGUAUUGAAAAAGUCAUUACAGACAACAUGCCCAUCGUAACCUCUGUUGGUGCAUUUGAUGUAGCUAUUCCAGCAUGGGUACAUGUCACUCUAACCUACUCUCAGAAUGCAUUAAGUACCUAA
Molecule: messenger RNA, 2022 nt
Organism: Plasmopara halstedii
Lineage: Eukaryota; Oomycota; Peronosporomycetes; Peronosporales; Peronosporaceae
Product: trna-lysidine synthetase
Exons: 1
Coding region: 1-2022 (673 amino acids)
Biological process (GO): tRNA processing
Molecular function (GO): ligase activity, forming carbon-nitrogen bonds; ATP binding; protein binding
Source: RefSeq, a predicted model, not a curated record